CUGGUCUAUCUUGGGUUAGUUAGAAAAAUCUUUAGUCCUACCUUCAGUUAUCACGGAAAAUCUUAUGAAUGCAAACAACAGUUGUACGGUUUAUUUUUACAUUACAAGCAAUUCAUAUACAUUUUCUUUUCAAAUCUCGGGGAUAUUUUAUUCAUGACGUUCGCUGUUUGUAGACUCCGAAAAUUCGUACAUCCCGUGGAGGCUCUUCUUGACACUUCAUAUAGAGCUUGACAUUGUCAGAACAGAACGUUUCACUGGGAAGAGUUAGAGUUGCAUCAGUGGCAGCAGUGUUAGUGUAGAAAAUGUCUGACUCUAUUAUUUUAGCACUGAUAGUGUUUCUCAUCUUGUGUUUGAUUGUAACAGUGGUUGCAGCUGUUGUGUACUCUGGGCUGUUCACUGAGGUCAAUAUCAAGACAGGGUCGCCUUAUAUCAAAAACGUUACCAUUGCCUACAAACUCCAUAAAGGACCUUAUAAAGACUGUGGUGCUGCAUUCACAGAGACUGUCAGUAUUGGACCGAAGCUCAAUACCAUCCGUGUGUCUUAUGAUGACUCCACAGAGGUGCCCGAUGACCAGUGUCGCUACAUCAUUGGCAGUAUACUGAGUGAGGGAGAUGAAAAGCCUGACGAAGAGCUCCAGAAGCUGUAUGAGAAGUUUGGCUUCAAUGUGCUGUCCUUCCCCAAGGUGUCCCUGGCUGUGACCACUACCUUCCCCUCCACCACCCCCCUAUCCCACUGGCUGGCACCCUACAGAGUCUACCCUGAGCUCCGCAACUACAUCAUGGAGAGGCAGCUCCAUGCCUGGCCAUUCAUUGAGAUCAAUACAGGGGACCUAACCCACUACAUGGCUCCGCUGUCCUCCCAGAGCGGCUUCCACCACACUGGCUUUGUUGUGCCCGAGCUCAUCACACAGACAUCGGCCAAGACACCGGUGACAGAGGUGUCCUCGGACCAGGACAGAGGGACAGAUAUUUCAGGUGCAGAGUCCCACAGUGAUGUCAGCAGCAAGCUGAGCAGCCAGGGGCAGUCAAAGAGCACAGAGACAUCUCAGGCCCCGUCCUCAGCCCCCUCGCUGCCCCCCUCACUGCCCCACAGGGACCAGGGGGACGGGGACGAGCAGGGCCAGGGCGAAGAGCACAGGGAGCCCAGCGAAAAGGAGCACGAGAACAAGGGCUCCAGCGAGUCAGUGGGCAGCGGCUCCUCCUUUGAGGAACUGGACUUGGUGGAAGAGAUGGUGGAGGAGCUGGAAAGAGAGUUGGGGAUGGAGGAGAGGGAGGAGGAAGGCCCCACGGUGAAGGAAGAAGCCAAGGAAGCCCCAGUAGAGGCUUUAGCUGAGGAGAGGGAGCCCAUGGGGGAUGGAGAGGAGUAGACGAGGGGGAGAUAUAGGGAUGGAUGGAGGUAACAACUCUGGUUUGAUCCUUUUAAGGUGGGAGAGAGAUUUCUUCAGCUAAUCUUAGUUGUCUUUUAUGUCAACUUGUUGGUGGAUCUGUAGCCAUACUAUUUAUCAUGACAGACAUGCCAUCAAUUUCUGGACAUCUGAACUAUCCUGUACGUAAAACUGUAAUGUCUGUGAGAGAUAACGACAAAACAAAGAUGGGUUGAUCAACAUUAAACAGAUAGAACUGUAGGACAUGAUACAUUCACCAGUAGAAAGUGAUACACUCUUUGAGUGGACAAAAAUAUUGUUACAAUGUACUUGUGGGACUGAUGAAAGUUAAUAUUUCUUUUGAUUUAAGUAUUUAAAUGUUAGUAACAUUGAAUCCAAUAUGUUUUUAUCAUCUCCCAUCAUAGUAGGCACACAUUUUAUGUAAGAUAAUUAGUUUGAUAUAUACUGUAUAUAUACACUACCGUUCAAAAGUUUGGGGUCACUUAGAAAUGUCCUUG
Coregonus clupeaformis (lake whitefish) is the source of this 1882-nucleotide messenger RNA. RefSeq names its product testis-expressed protein 264 homolog. The record is from RefSeq and is a predicted model, not a curated record. Bases 303 to 1367 code for a protein of 354 amino acids. NCBI's taxonomy places the organism in Eukaryota, Metazoa, Chordata, Actinopteri, Salmoniformes, Salmonidae. The transcript is spliced from 4 exons. Gene Ontology annotation, cellular component: endoplasmic reticulum membrane; autophagosome membrane; nucleus. Gene Ontology annotation, biological process: reticulophagy; protein-DNA covalent cross-linking repair.